AUGUUCUCCUGCAACACCAGCACUUCUGGUCAUUCUACAUUCCUCCUCACUGACUUUCCAGGCCUGGAAGCCUCUCAUCAUUGGGUUUCCAUCCCCAUCAACCUCAUCUGUGUGGUUUCCAUCCUGGGUAACAGUUUCAUCCUUCUCCUGAUCCGCACAGAUCCAUCCUUACAUGAACCCAUGUACAUCUUCCUAUCCAUGUUGGCAGCCUCUGAUCUGGGACUUUGUGCCUCUACCUUCCCCACCAUGAUGUGGCUCUUCUGGCUGGGUGCUCGUGAGCUGCCGUUUGAUCUCUGUGCAGCACAAAUGUUCUUCAUCCAUGCCUUCACCUAUGUGGAAUCUGGUGUGCUGCUGGCCAUGGCCUUUGAUCGUUUUGUUGCCAUCCGGGAACCUCUGCAUUAUGCCACAAUUCUGACCCACUCAACCAUGGCCAGAGUGGGGGCUGCCAUCCUGGUGAGGGCUGUCCUGCUCAACCUCCCAGGACCCAUCCUCCUGUGGCGUCUGCUUUUUCCCCAGAUCAGUGUACUUUCUCAUUGUUACUGCCUACACUGUGACCUUGUGGGAUUGGCCUGCUCAGACACCCAGAUCAACAGCUUGGUUGGCCUGGUCUCCAUCCUCUUGUCACUGGGCCUUGACUCCUUCCUCAUCAUGCUCUCAUAUGCCCUGAUCCUACGAACAGUGCUGGGCAUUGCAUCACCUGGGGAAAGGCUCAAGGCACUCAACACAUGUGUCUCACACCUCUGCAUUGUUCUCAUCUUUUAUUUGCCCAAACUGGGGUUAUCUGUGCUGCACAGAGUAGAGAAGCACAGCUAUCCUGCUCUGGCAGUACUCAUGGCCAACCUGCACUUCUUGGUCCCACCCUUCAUGAACCCCAUUGUUUACUGCAUCAAGUCUAAGCAGAUACGUCAGGGCCUCCUAAAGCGCUUCCAGCAGAAAAGGGUUGAUAUCUCCCAGAAGAACAGAAGGACCCAGAAACACAAGACCUCUGUGGGGAAACCUGGGUCUUUGGGUGGGGGAGAAUUAGUGGUGGAGAGUUAA
Molecule: messenger RNA, 1038 nt
Organism: Enhydra lutris kenyoni (northern sea otter)
Lineage: Eukaryota; Metazoa; Chordata; Mammalia; Carnivora; Mustelidae
Product: olfactory receptor 51G2-like
Exons: 1
Coding region: 1-1038 (345 amino acids)
Biological process (GO): G protein-coupled receptor signaling pathway
Cellular component (GO): membrane
Molecular function (GO): olfactory receptor activity; G protein-coupled receptor activity
Source: RefSeq, a predicted model, not a curated record